Dermatophagoides farinae (American house dust mite) is the source of this 3204-nucleotide messenger RNA. The record is from RefSeq and is a predicted model, not a curated record. NCBI's taxonomy places the organism in Eukaryota, Metazoa, Arthropoda, Arachnida, Sarcoptiformes, Pyroglyphidae.
GUUUUUUUCAUUUUAUUGUUUUGAACUUACUCUUCUUUCUACUUGUUUCUAAUUUCAAUUUUUUUUUUUUUUUUUUGCAAAAAAUUUUGGGCGAUAUUUAACCAAUCACACCAAUCAAAGAUUAUGCUAGGCGUAUUGCCGAAUCUAAAUUAUGAUUCGGUUUUCGGCACAUCAUUUUUUUUAACAGUACAAACACUGAUUUGAAUAAAUAAAAUCAACCAUAACACCAUAAGCAUGGAUAAAUUUACAUUGGAACGUGAUGAUAUUGAUGCAUUGAAUGAUGAAACAUUUGGCUGUGAUGUUGGUGAAAUCAAUGAUGAUUGGGAAGAAGAACAUGAAAAAUUUGUGGAAACAACGCAUGAUAAAAGUUCUGUAUUUGUCGAUACUGGAUCGAUUAUACAUUGUGAACCAAAACAUUCGAAUUAUAGUGGCAGCGCCUUAUCUACUAUCGGCUUAUUGAAUAGUUCGAUGAAUAAACAUUCAAAUGAUGAUCUAUUAUUUCCAAAUUGUGAAGAUUUAAUAGCAAAAAAUUUACUGGAUGUUGUUAGUGAUGAAAAUGAUAUUUUUUGUACCGAAUCUGCAUCAUCAUUUUCUUUAUAUCAUUAUUUUGAUGCCGAUGAUAAUGAUGAUGAAGACGAUGUUGAUAAUAAUGAAUUAUUUACAAAUGGUCUAUUUCCAAGAUCAAAUCGAAAUAAAUCUUUACUAUCAAAUAAAUCAUCAUCGCAAUUAUCAUCAUUGAAAAAGAAAAGUAAAGCUAUGAAUAUUGAUCUUGAUUCAUUACGGCCACCAUCACCAUCGAUUCUUCCAUUUGAUCAUACAUUUAUGUCAAGUGUUUGGCGUCCACCAUCACCACCAACGGAAUCAACACCAAUAGCAACUAGUAAUAAUGUAUCACAACAACAACAGCAGCAGCAGCAUCAUCAUCAUACACAUUCACCAAUAAAGAAAAACAUUACAUCACCGUUAUCUGGAAUAAUUAAAUCCAAUGAUUUCGAUAUAUUCCGUAGUCCAAAUUUGGUCAUUCGAGCUGAAGAUCUUGAAGCAGAUUUAUCACGAACAUCGGAUUCAUCAUCAUUGAAAUCAUCUACACCAAAUCGAAUUCUCGAACGAUCAAUACUAUUACAAUCACCAUUCACCACAGCCAAUGAUAAUAAUACUAACCAUCAAAAUCAUAAGCAGUUGUCAUCAUCAUUUAUGGGGUUAGCAGCUUUAUCACUUGGUGGACAUUUAUUGCCACAUCAUCAACAGCAGCCUUCGAUAAGUACAGCAGUGACCACAAUCCCAUCAUCUAAAACAGUACAACCGCCUCCAGGUUUUAGUACCACUUCAUCAUUAUUAGGUUCAAAUAAUAAUCGUGUACAUCCGUUCAUGUUGAUGAAUAUGACCGAUUCUACAUCGAAAUCGCCACCACUACAGCCAUUGAAUCGUAACACAUCCAAUCAAAAUAAUAAAAUACAGCAACUAUCAUCACCGAUUCGAGGAUCGAUGCCACCCAUGAUUGAUCCUCGAUUAAUUCGAUCACCACAACAAAUGAUGAAUGUUUUGAUGGCACAUCAAUCACAACAACAACAACAACAACACCAGCCAUCACAAACAACGAAAAUUCAAUUUCCAAUACCAGCAAAUGUGAUUGAUCCGAUUUUAUUUCAACAGCAACGAUCCAUUAUAAAUAAAUGUAUAAUUACACCGGCACAAGCUCAACGGUCUUAUCAUCAUAAUCAGAAUCAUCAUAAUCAUCAUCAACAUUAUAAUAACAAUCAUAAUAAUUAUCAUCAUCAUCAUCAUAGGAAUAACAAUUAUAAUCAAGAUAGAUUUGCCGGUUUCAUGACACAACGUGAAAAAGAAUGGCUACUAAAAGUGUUUCGAUUACAAUGCAAAGUUAAUGAUCCAUAUGUAGAGGAUUAUUAUGAAGUAAAUUAUAUGUUGAAAAAGAAUGCACACAAAUUAAUUAUCCAUCAUAAUGAUAAUAAUGAUAUUGAUGAUAAAAAUAAUUUGCAGCCAAAAACGGAACAAAAUCCACAACAACAACAGGAACCGAUUCUUGUGUUACCACAGAUGGCCAUACCAUCGGCAGAAGAAAGCCGUCCUAAGUAUAUACAAUUCGAUAAGGCCUUGGGCAAGAUUCAAGUGCUGAAUUCAAAAUGUCCUCGAAAAUUAGUUGAACUGAAUGAAACUGAUCCGUCUAUAUUUGUCAAAUAUCAAUUGGAUCGUAAAAGUCAAUAUUUGUUAAAAAUUGAACGUCUUUAUCAACAUUUGUUGAAUAUUGAAGAUGAAGAUAAACGAAUGCCAAUAUUGCCGGAUGAUGUUAAACAACAACAUCGUGAUCAUCGUACCGAAUUGUGUCAGAAAUUAUUCAAUGGUUUUAUUCGUAAUAUUGUUGGUAUAAAAAAAGAUGAAAGUCAAAACUUUAUUCUCAUCAAUCGAGUCUUGUUGACAUUAAAACGAAUGUCGAUGGAAAUUGAUCCCGAAUUGUUGGCUAUCAAUAAAGGUCUAUAUUUGAUUGUACGAAGUUUGGAUAAAUUUGAAGAUGAACAGCAUUUAGUUGUAUUGACAAGUUCAUUAUUACGAUCAAGUUGUUUUGAGAUGCUAAAAAAAUUGGAACAAAAAAAUACAAGUAUGAAUCUGGUAAACAUGUUGGUGAAAGCGAUUGGUCGAAUUAAAAUGGCUAAAUCCUUGAUCUAUUUGGUAUCGUUAAUUGAUGAUUCCAAAAUUUUCACCAAUGUAGAUAAUAAGAAUGGAACAAGUUUAUUGAUUGGCCUUUUCAAACAAUAUGAGCUUGCCGAAGACAAACUUUUGUUCAUCUAUUUUUGGAAACUAUUCGUACAAACGUUGAUUAAAUUGAUUCCUGAAACAGAAGAUUCAUAUGAUUCAUGUAGAAUACAUUUGAACUAUUUACAACAGCUUUAAUUGAAGAAAUGAAGAAGAAAAUUGAUUUUUUUUCAAUCAUGGCUGCCAUUGUUUUUUUUUCGAAAUGGAUACUUGAAAUUAUCAUCAAUCAAUAUAUAUUAUUCUGUCUGAUUAUAAGAACGAAUAGAAAGUCUGUAAUUAUGAGUUGUAUCAAAAAAAAAAAAAAAUGAAAAAAAGUGUGAUAUAUACUUUAAUAAUAAAAAUCUACUUUCUUUCAUUUUCAUCAUCGUUCCAGAAUUAACAUCAUGUUCUCUCGCCCCCUCCAUCAAAUGAAUUGAAUUUGAGAUUAUCACAAAA